GCAGCAAGGACUAAGAAACCAUCUGGUUCCUGUUGAAGAACUUUGUUCAUCAUUCAUUAAAACUACAUCCAUGAAAGAGCCCCGCCUCCUUUACUGCUGCUCACUAAUCCUGAUUACAACAGGCGUACAGUGUCUCCAGCAGAGACGACUGAACACAGCACAUACCUCACGGGACAAGAGGACAUCAAGGGGAGGUGGAGUGGGAGAUGUGAGGACAAGAUCAGAGUCCCAGCAUGGAUGGAAGAGGGAGAAGAGGGACUGACGGGUCAGUCAAACGUUCGUCUGUCAAACGCAGCGCGUCUUCUGGGUCCCAAAGGCUUCACAGAGCGUGGAUCGAGAGAACUUUCCUGAAGAGAGAAUGUGUCCAGAUCCUUCCCACCAAAGACCCCAGCAGGUGCAGCUGUGGUCAGCUGGUGGUGCAGCACACCCCCAUCCCCCCUGGGACCAAAGACGAAGGAACCCCACUGGUGCAGCUGGAGGUCCAGCCCCCAGAGAGAUGGAGCGUCCUCAAACACACCCAGACCGCUCCCACGGAUGCUUAUGGCAUCCUGGAAUUCCAGGGAGGAGGACAAGUCAACAAGGCCAUGUACAUCAGGGUAUCCUUCGACUCCAAACCAGACACCCUGCUCCAUCUGAUGGUGAAGGAGUGGCAGCUGGAGCUCCCAACGCUGCUCAUCUCGGUCCAUGGAGGCCUGCAGAAUUUUGACCUGCCUCCUAAACUGAAGCAGGUCUUUGGUAAAGGACUGAUCAAAGCUGCCGUCACCACUGGAGCCUGGAUCUUCACAGGAGGCGUCAGUACAGGUGUUAUCCGACAUGUUGGAGAUGCUCUCAAAGACCAUUCGUCCAAGUCCAGAGGGAAAGUCUGUGCUAUCGGCAUCGCACCGUGGGGAAUUGUUGAAAAUAAAGAAGACCUGAUUGGGAAAGACGUGACACGGCCCUACCAGACCAUGUCCAACCCACUCAGCAAGCUAUCAGUCCUGAACAGCAGCCACUCCCACUUUAUCCUCUCGGACAACGGCACCACUGGGAAGUAUGGGGCUGAAGUCCGCCUCCGUCGGCAGCUGGAGAAGCACAUCUCUCUGCAGAAGAUCAACACACGUCUGGGUCAGGGGGUUCCUGUGGUGUGUCUCAUCCUGGAAGGUGGCCCUAAUGUCAUCUCCAUCGUACUGGAAAGCCUGAGGGAGGAUCCUCCGGUCCCGGUUGUGGUCUGUGAUGGCAGCGGUCGAGCCUCUGACAUCCUCUCCUUCGCCCACCGAUACUGCGAGGAGAAUGGCCAGGUGAACGACAGCGUAAAAGACCAGCUGAUGGUCACUAUUCAGAAGACCUUCAACUACAGCCGCAGCCAGGCACAGCACAUCUUCCUCAUGGUGAUGGAAUGCAUGAAGAAGAAGGCCCUGAUCACAGUGUUCCGAAUGGGUUCUGAAGGGCAGCAGGACAUUGAGAUGUCCAUCCUCACAGCCCUGCUGAAAGGCACCAAUGCAUCAGCAUCUGACCAGCUGAGUCUGGCUCUGGCCUGGAACAGGGUGGAUAUCGCUCACAGUCAGAUCUUUGUGUAUGGUCUCCACUGGCCUCCUGCGAGUGCGUUAUCUGCUGACCGUCCUAAAAGCCCCACAGCUCAGAGACAAGCAGCAUCAGCAGGGAAAGGGAAAGCCCGCGGGAAGAAGGCCAAAGGAGGGAAAACCAAACCUGAACCACCAGAGGAAACGGAUCCUCGGAAAAUAGAGCUGCUCAACUGGGUGAACUCUCUGGAACAGGCCAUGAUGGACGCUUUGGUAUUAGACCGGGUGGAUUUUGUGAAGCUGCUGAUUGAAAAUGGCGUCAACAUUCACCACUUUCUCACCAUCCCACGCUUGGAAGAGCUGUACAACACGAAGCUGGGACCAGCUAACACGUUGCACUUUGUGGUUCGAGAUGUCAAAAAGGGAAAUCUUCCUCCAGAUUACCAAAUCACACUGAUUGAUAUCGGGCUGGUGCUCGAGUUCCUGAUGGGCGGAGCUUAUCGUUGCAAAUACACCAGGAAGAACUUCAGGACACUCUACAACAACCUGUACGGCCUUAAGAGACCCAAAGCUCUGAAGCUUCUCGGCAUGGAGGAUGAUGAGCCCCGACCAAAGGGAAAGGGGAAGAAGAGCAAGAAGAAGGAGGAGGAUGUGGACAUAGACGUAGAUGAUCCUGCGGUCAGCAGGUUUCAGUACCCGUUCCACGAGCUGAUGGUUUGGGCGGUGCUGAUGAAGCGCCAGAAGAUGGCGCUGUUCCUGUGGCAGCGGGGCGAGGAGGCAAUGGCCAAGGCUCUGGUGGCCUGUAAGCUCUACAAGGCCAUGGCCCACGAGUCCUCCCAGAGCGAGUUAGUGGACGACAUCUACCAGGACCUAGAGAACAACUCCAAGGAGUUUGGUCAGCUGGCCUACGAGCUGUUGGACCAGUCAUAUAAGCAUGAUGAGCAGCUGGCCAUGAAACUCUUGACCUAUGAACUGAAGAACUGGAGCAACUCCACCUGUCUAAAGCUCGCUGUAGCAGCCAAACACAGAGACUUCAUCGCCCACACUUGCAGCCAGAUGCUGCUGACAGACAUGUGGAUGGGCUGUCUGAGGAUGGGCAAGAGCAACAGUCUCAAGGUGAUUUUAGGGAUCAUCUUGCCUCCUGCUAUCCUACUUUUGGAGUUCAGACUGAGAGAAGAAGCUUCACACCACUCAUCCAAACAGAACAGCAACGAUAAGACCAAAGAUGACGAAAAACUAAACAAGGAUACUGCUCCAAACGCUGAUGUUGUGUCAAAGACAGGAGACGAAGAAGAAAACCUGAAGAAGAACUCAAAGGUUCCUGUUGGGAAGAAGAUCUACGAGUUCUACAACGCUCCUUUCACUAAAUUCUGGUUCAACACGAUCUCCUACCUGGCCUACCUCAUGCUUUAUAACUACAUCAUCCUGGUGAAGAUGGAGCGCUGGCCCUCUCUACAGGAGUGGAUCGUCAUUUCCUACAUCAUCACUUUGGGACUGGAGAAAGUCAGACAGAUCCUCAUGUCAGAGCCUGGGAAGCUGAAGCAGAAGAUCAGCGUGUGGUUGGAGGAUUACUGGAACAUCACCGACCUUGUGGCUAUCUCCGUCUUCCUGCUGGGCCUCCUGCUGCGGCUCCAGAACGAACCCUACAUGGGCUACGGACGUGUCAUCUACUGUGUCGACAUCAUCUUCUGGUACAUCAGAGUCCUGGACAUCUUUGGAGUCAACAAGUACCUGGGUCCAUACGUCAUGAUGAUCGGAAAGAUGAUGAUUGACAUGUUGUACUUCGUGGUCAUCAUGUUGGUGGUGUUGAUGAGCUUCGGUGUAGCUCGCCAGGCCAUCCUCCACCCAGACGAAGAGCCCACAUGGCGACUGGCUCGGAACAUCUUCUACAUGCCCUACUGGAUGAUCUACGGAGAGGUGUUUGCAGACUCCAUAGACCUUUAUGCCAUGGAGAUCAACCCUCCUUGUGGAGAAAACAUGUAUGAUGAAGACGGGAAAAAACUUCCUCCCUGUAUUCCUGGAGCCUGGCUGACCCCGGCCAUCAUGGCCUGUUACCUCCUGGUGGCCAACAUCCUGCUGGUCAACCUGCUGAUUGCUGUCUUCAACAACACCUUUUUUGAGGUCAAAUCCAUCUCAAACCAGGUGUGGAAGUUCCAGCGAUACCAGCUGAUCAUGACCUUCCACGACCGUCCCAUCCUGCCGCCCCCCCUCAUCGUCUUUCCCCACAUCUACAUCGUGCUGAAGAGGCUGUGCUGUAACUGCAGGUGGAAGCCAGAGGGGGAACGUGACGACCGCGAGAGGCGACUCCAGCUGGUUCUGAACGAUGAAGAGCUGAAGAGUCUGCACGAGUUUGAGGAGCAGUGUGUGGAGGAAUACUUCAGAGAAAAAGAAGACGAGAAGCAGUCGUCCAACGACGAGCGAAUCCGAGUCACGUCUGAGAGGGUGGAGAACAUGUUCAUGCGGCUGGAGGAAGUUAAUGAGCGGGAGCACUCCAUGAAGGCGUCUCUGCAGACGGUGGACCUCCGCCUGGCUCAGCUGGAGGAGUUCUCCGGCCGGAUGAUGAACGCUCUGGAGAAGCUGGCCGGUGUGGACCGGGCCGAGCUGGUCCGUACAUGCUCCAGAGCCUCCUCUGUGUGUGAGCCGUCCUCUCUUCUGCGCCACGGCAGCAUCAACAGCACCGAUGGGUACAGCCUGUACCGGUACCAGCUGGACCACGAGGAAAGGACCGGAGACCUGGAGGACAAAAGAGGACAUCCGAGUCCAGACAGAAAGGCUGGAAACUUGGAUGGAGGAAACACAACAGGUGAUCUGAAGGAUGUUGUGUCCACUCUUGAGGUUGGAGGUCUAAAGAGCAGGACUCAGUCUCUGUCCAAUGUGGACAUCCUCAUCUCUCCCUGUGACCCUGACCACAAGCCCCCCCAUUCCAGGUCCGGUUCCUCUCAGGCUGACCAGAAGGACCUUGACAAAUCAGUAGAAAAAAUCCCACUGGAGACUGCAGAUUCCUUUCUUCAGGAGAGGUCAAAGGUCAUGCAAUUUUUGUCGUCACCGAUCCGUGGCAGCAGGAACUCUCUCGGCAGCAUCGUUUGCAGCCCUGACCAGCAGGACCAGGAGGGUUCUGGUGGUCAGGGCACAGAACAGUAUAGACUGGACAAGUCCAGGAUGACCUGUGAGAAACCAGGAGAAGGGACAGAGGGCAGUAACCACGGCAACAACAACGAAGAGGAGGGGCUGCUGGUGGGCGAAGGCAGGAUGUACCCGACUCUCCGCUCCAAGAGUGUCAGCGCCAACCCGAGGAAGACGAGGAUGAAGAGGCCAGAAGACGAAGAGAAACCUCGCUCGGCGGGCAGCGUCAGAGACCUGGUGUCGGUGUUCAGGGGGCGCCAGGCGGUCCCGGACUAGAACCAGGUCAUUUAGUUAGUGUUUGUGUUCAGAACAGUAUUCAUUAUAAAGUUUAUAACACAGGAAUUUUAUCUUUAUCUCAGUGAAGAUUCUAGAUUUUAAAAUAGAAAUUUUCUUUUAUUGUAUCAUAAAGUAAAACAACUGCUUUCAUUUUAAAUACAUGUACUUUUUAAAAUAAGAACUAAAGUUGCUGUAAAGUUAUUUUCCAUAUUUUAAUAAACAAAAUGAAAUGAAAAACGUAUUUUUAAUCAAAGCACAUUUUUUUAUUGAAAGAAUAGUUUUUGGACAUUAAAUGGAAGCAGGAGAACCGAGAACCUGCCUGCCAUCUUAAAAACACAAACGUAAAUAAAACAUGUAAACAAAAAUGUUUAAAUAAAUAAAACAUGUGGAUAAAAAAUGUAAGCAUGGUCACACAAAAUGUGAGGAUUAUGGACAUUCACGCUUAUGUUACACAUACAUAGAGCUUUUAUUGCCCCCUAGUGGCACUUGUUUUCACACCAGUAGUAUUUACAACACAACAAAUAAAACAAAACAUACAUGAAAUCAUUUAAAGUCUCAACGCUGCAGCGUUGGUGCUCCUGCAGCUUGGCGACAGGUAUCUGCAUCUGAACGCUGGCGACCUGAACUCACCGUGAAGAGGGUGAGCCAAAUCAGCCAGGAUCAGUCUGGCCUUUGAUACCAACCUAGUCAGACCAGGUCGGACCUGACUGGACUAGAUCUAGUCUAGUCUGACAUGGGCCAAUUAAAGUUUGAACCUUCGGAUGA
Molecule: messenger RNA, 5663 nt
Organism: Nothobranchius furzeri (turquoise killifish)
Lineage: Eukaryota; Metazoa; Chordata; Actinopteri; Cyprinodontiformes; Nothobranchiidae
Product: transient receptor potential cation channel subfamily M member 1
Biological process (GO): protein tetramerization; metal ion transport; monoatomic cation transmembrane transport
Cellular component (GO): plasma membrane
Molecular function (GO): calcium channel activity
Source: RefSeq, a predicted model, not a curated record